AUGCCUAACUCCAAGCCAUCCAGUGUCAUACAUGUGGAGGAUGUAUUCCCCGAGAAAAGUCUGGAGGCUGCACCCAGUCUCGAGCACACGUAUAUGGAUAGUGGGUUGAGUCGCGAUGACGCAUAUUUCCUUGCCAAUUUUUCAAAUGAAAAGAGGAACAAGUGCAUUUGGAAGAUCGAUUGGCGUCUCUGUCCCAUGUUGGCGUUUCUCUACCUUGUCUGUUAUAUUGACAAGGCAAGUAUUGAGGUUCCUAGCAACAUUCUACUUGCCAAAUUUAAAAAGCCGUCUGUUUAUUUAUCGAUUUUGAUGCUUCUGUGGGGAAUCGUCGUGACCCUAACAGGGGUUGUGAAGAACUUUUCUGAACUAUGUGCGGUCCGCGUGCUCCUUGGUAUUUUCGAAUCCGGGUUCUUCCCAGGCGCCGUGUGGGUUAUUACCGAGUGGUAUCAGCCACAUGAAGUCCAAAGCAGGAUAGCAAUCUUCUACACUGCGAGCGCCCUGGCCGGUGCAUUCUCCGGGCUUCUAGCAUUUGGCCUAGCCAAAAUGCGCGGAAUCGGUGACUACAACGGCUGGAGAUGGAUUUUCAUCAUUGAAGGAGCUGCAACAGUACUCCUCGCAGUCUUCUGCUACUUCUGCCUAGCGGGCACCCCUAAGCUCUCCACUAGAUGGCUGGAUCCUGAAGAGGUCCGGUUUCUGGAGCUGCGCAGACAGGCCGUCCGAGGACGUAUUGUGGUAGACGAAAAUCCUAACAAAUUUGACUGGAAAGAGCUCUUCAAAGUCCUUACCGAUUGGCAUCUCUACCUGCAGGUCCUGUCCUCAACUUCUGGUCCAACACCGUGCCAAACUACGCUCUUCUCAAUGCCCCCUUACUUCGCCGGCGCGAUAUCCGCGUACGUCUUUAGUGUCAUUGCAGACAACCUGCGAUGGCGCAUGCCAAUCAUCAUUACUGGCCAGAUAUGCGUGAUUAUUGCGUUCUGCAUUCUAUUCUCUCUCGCCGAUAAUAUCAAGGAUAAUAUCCCAGCAUGCUAUUUUGCAGUCGUCCUUGCCUGCAUCGGUUUGUACCCGAUUAUCCCGGGGACCAACGCGUGGACAUCCAACAAUCUUGCGGGCGCGCGGAAACAGGCCAUGGGCAUUGCGUUUAUGAUUAGCAUUGGCAAUUGUGGUGGGCUCGUGGGAUCAUUUAUCUACCUUGAGCGUGAGGCGCCCAAGUAUCCCACUGGGUUUGGGAAUUCGUUUGCCUUUGCGGUGGCGGGCAUCGUGGCGAGUGUCGUUUUGGAAAUUCAGGUUCUGGUAUGUAAAUAA
Messenger RNA from Penicillium egyptiacum, 1299 nucleotides. Lineage: Eukaryota; Fungi; Ascomycota; Eurotiomycetes; Eurotiales; Aspergillaceae. The record is from the annotation of a GenBank genome assembly.